Doryrhamphus excisus (bluestripe pipefish) is the source of this 1415-nucleotide messenger RNA. RefSeq names its product lymphatic vessel endothelial hyaluronic receptor 1a (gene lyve1a). Gene Ontology annotation, cellular component: plasma membrane. Gene Ontology annotation, molecular function: hyaluronic acid binding; transmembrane signaling receptor activity. Lineage: Eukaryota; Metazoa; Chordata; Actinopteri; Syngnathiformes; Syngnathidae. Gene Ontology annotation, biological process: cell adhesion. The record is from RefSeq and is a predicted model, not a curated record.
GUGAAAAGGAGUCACUGCUAUUUAACCCUGUCUUUUGGCUGUCACACACACAGCACUCAACACUGUCUCGAAACAUUGGCUGUCAUGAAGACCAUUUGGUUUUGGAUUGCUUUCGCGCUCUCGAUCUCUGAUGUCUUCUCUGAAAUCAAGGAAAUCAAACUCAGAGUCUUCCCAGCAAACACCAUUGCUGGGGUGUUCCAGGUUAGUUAUCUGAAUGAGCUCAACCAGCCUGAGUAUGCCUUUAAUACCACGGACGCCCGUGACCUCUGCUUAUCUCUCGGAGUCAACAUCGCCACUAAAGACCAAGUCAUGGCUGCCCUCAAUAGGGGUUUGGAAACAUGCAGGUUCGGAUGGAUCGAUGAGCAUUUUGUAGUCAUCCCCCGUGUCAAGGCACUUUCUAAUUGUGGACAAAACCAGACCGGCUUGGUCAAAUGGAGAGCUGCUGUUACCCGAAAAUUUGAUGUGUUUUGUUUUAAUGAAUCAGCAUCACAACUAGAGGCAGAAAAUUGGAUUUUGGAGUCCGCUAAAAACCCCACACUCCCCCCCUUCCUCAAUAUUUUCAACUUUUCCUUGCCCUCUGACCUCUCACUGCUGGACAGCUUGGAUGGGGUAGAGCUUGCCCGUGUAGUCGGAGGUGAACAAAGCUCUGGGAAAGGUAAAGUGGUGCUCAUCACGUCAGCGUGCGCCAUCCUGCUUCUUGCAAUUGCCGUCUUUGCGUACUUCAAAAUCAGAAAGAGGAACGUUCAUAGAGCUGAUGUGAAUCAGAAGAGGGACUACAUCGAGGCCAAAGAGUGGACAAGUGUGAAGAUAGCAGAAAAAGACGAUAAGAGAUAAGUUGGUGACAUUGCAAGUUGAACGGAUAAAGUAACAAUAUCUGGACUGCAACAUAAUGUGAUUUUGCCCCCAUGUAUAUUUGUUUUUCUUAAUUCAUCUUGUCUAUUGAAUUCAUGUGAAGUGAUUCUCGGAUUGUAUUGCUUAGAUACUUCAAGUACAUGCAAGAAGUGACAGUUUAAGGACAAAUUAGACGUUGUGUAUUUGUGUAAUCCCAUUUGUUUAAAUCUUGCUCAGCAAGUUCCUUUUUGUGCCUUGUGCAAACAGUAAAGGACAAAUCUCUUGUUUGAAAUCAAGUGCAAAUGUUUAUAGCGUCACAAUGACUUUGUGUGAAGAUGGAUUGUGUGCACUUCACACACACACACACACACACUGACCAGUCAUACUGCUUGUUUAAACCUGUAAGCCAAGAGAUUUAAAUUAAUGUUAUUUUUCUCACGCUGCUGCAUCUCCUUUGAAGUGUUCUGACAUCUCUCAGAAAACUAUUAUUUUUUUCUUCUUGUCAACUUGACAUCAGUGAAGUAUGACCGCAUAUUUCUUUGAUUGCAUUUCAACUACGGGCACUUAAUAAAAAAUGCACAUGA